UGGUCAACAUCCCACUGAAAUGAAUUCAGGAAUUAGUAAAAAUCAUGUCCAGUCUGGGUGAUAGUGAAAAUGUUUAUGCCACUUUCAUUUGGUGUCAGAAUGAAAGACAUCAUUUGAUUGGCGAAUGGGUAUAUGGACAGAUGAUUAUAGAUAUAAGUUUACUCACUUUUAUAAAUUACUCACUUUUCAAAGAUAUAAAAUAGUCCUAUUCUACUAAUUCUCAGAAUUUAAUUGAUAUGUCUAGCAGUUCAUACAUAGUUGAGUUGUAAUAUUGCGUUUACACACAAUUUUCACUUCAAGUCGAAUGCAAUUAUUUUUUGAAAUCAAGUAUGUGUUUUGAUGCCUAUGGUACCAACAAUUAUACAUGCCUAGUGGGAUUCUAAUUCAAAAAUUUAUGAAAAGUGACGGAUAGAAUAAGUAUAUUUUAAUCAAGAUGUACAAAUUCUUCCCGUCUUGCUUCAGCACUUUUAUCUAGGAUAUUGCUGGAGCAUAUCUACUUCUACCAUGAAUGUUUAUAUCAUAUACUAUAUGCCUAUUUAUUUUAGUUUGGUUCAUGUUGUUAUUUUGCGUUUUUAUUUAUUCCGUAGAAAAUUCAUUGAAAAUAUGAUACAAAUGUCACCAAGCAGUACUAAAACAAGGGGAAACUAAAGAGGAUAAAUGAUCACCAUUGUACCAAUUUUUCAUGUUGUUUUGUUCUAAAUAAUAAAACUCUUAUGAAUCCAUUUCUUUAGAUACAGCCAUAAUAUGCAUUUACGAAAAUGGGUUAUAAAAUCAAAAAAUUUAUGCUGUGUUUGACAUUAGCAAUAGUUGUAGGAUGUUGCCUGCAACAAACAUUUGGUUAUGGUGUUCAUGAGCAACUUUGGCUACAUGUUAUAUAUCCUGAAGAACUAUCUUAUUAUUUCAAAAUACUACCUGCAAAAGACUUUGGUGGUGUACUUGAUAGGCCAUUGAAGGGAAUUCCGAUGAUAGUAGCAGAUCCAUGGGAAGCAUGUACUAACACCAUAAAUAAUGGUAAUAUUAUCCGAGGUCGUGUGGUGCUGGUGCGACGUGGAGAAUGCUCGUUCGUAACAAAAUCUUUGAAUAUGCAAAAACAUGGGGCAAAGGCAAUAGUGAUAACGAACUACAAUGAAAGGGACAUCGACACAUGGAUUGACAUGUCGGAUGAUGCAACUGGUCGGGUUCAGGAUGUUACAAUUCCGACUUUUUAUCUCUUGGGAAUGGAUGGUCAUAAGAUGAAGCAAGUUUUGUCCGAUCCUUACAGGAGUUUUGCUUUAGUAAAUAUCCCUGCUAAUGUGACAAAUCCAUCCGGUAUCUUGCAACCAAAAUGGGACAUUUGGUGAAUCCAUUAAAUAAUAUAAUUUUGCUGUUAUAUCAUUUAUUUCUCAAGGAAAUGGAUUUUGAUCACUGUGUAGGAUAAAUCAUUUACAUAUAUUACUUCGUUCAUAUAAAUCAUUACUCUUUCCGAAUUGUUUACAAAUGUUGCCUAAAUUAACAUCCAAAGUGUUACUGUAAUAAUACAUGUGCCAAUUGUGCUAUUUGAUCAGCUGCUAGUUUUAUGUUUUCCAUUAAACCUAAUUUCCUUAAAUAUGAUUCUGUGGAAUAUCAAUAUGAUGGCUUGAGAGUGGAA
Messenger RNA from Styela clava, 1627 nucleotides. RefSeq names its product protease-associated domain-containing protein 1-like. The record is from RefSeq and is a predicted model, not a curated record. Lineage: Eukaryota; Metazoa; Chordata; Ascidiacea; Stolidobranchia; Styelidae.